CUUUUUCCUUCUCUCCAUUUUCGAUCUCGCCUUCGCACCGAGAAGAGACUGAGCUCGAGAACGGAGAGUGGGCCGUCGAUUCCUUCACUUGGCUCCCCAAUUUUCCUUCUUCGCUUCGCUUCUCACUCCCACAGUAUUUAAAAAUAAUGGCCGAUGCUGAGGAUAUCCAGCCACUUGUUUGCGAUAAUGGAACUGGAAUGGUGAAGGCUGGAUUUGCUGGUGAUGAUGCUCCCAGGGCAGUGUUUCCCAGUAUUGUUGGUCGACCCCGACACACCGGUGUCAUGGUGGGCAUGGGCCAGAAAGAUGCUUAUGUUGGUGAUGAGGCCCAAUCCAAAAGAGGUAUUCUUACCUUGAAAUAUCCCAUUGAGCACGGUAUUGUCAGCAACUGGGAUGAUAUGGAAAAGAUUUGGCAUCACACAUUCUACAACGAGCUUCGUGUUGCACCGGAAGAACACCCAGUGCUUCUAACAGAAGCUCCUCUCAAUCCUAAAGCCAACAGAGAAAAGAUGACACAAAUCAUGUUUGAGACUUUUAAUGUACCUGCCAUGUAUGUUGCCAUCCAAGCCGUUCUAUCUCUGUACGCCAGUGGUCGUACAACAGGUAUUGUGCUCGACUCCGGUGAUGGUGUUAGUCACACUGUACCAAUCUACGAGGGUUACGCCCUACCCCAUGCUAUCCUCCGUCUGGACCUUGCUGGUCGGGAUCUAACUGAUGCUUUGAUGAAGAUUCUCACUGAGAGAGGGUACAUGUUCACAACCACUGCCGAACGGGAAAUUGUCCGUGACAUGAAAGAGAAGCUUGCCUAUGUUGCUCUUGACUAUGAGCAGGAACUUGAGACUGCCAAGAGCAGCUCCUCAAUUGAGAAGAACUAUGAACUGCCUGAUGGACAAGUCAUCACAAUCGGAGCUGAGAGAUUCCGUUGCCCCGAAGUUCUGUUCCAGCCUUCCCUCAUCGGAAUGGAAGCUGCAGGAAUACACGAGACUACCUACAACUCAAUCAUGAAGUGUGAUGUGGAUAUCAGAAAAGAUUUAUAUGGCAACAUUGUUCUCAGUGGUGGUUCGACCAUGUUCCCUGGUAUUGCAGACCGAAUGAGCAAAGAGAUCACCGCUCUUGCUCCCAGCAGCAUGAAAAUUAAGGUCGUUGCGCCCCCAGAAAGGAAAUACAGUGUCUGGAUUGGAGGGUCAAUCCUUGCAUCACUCAGCACCUUCCAGCAGAUGUGGAUUUCGAAGGGCGAAUACGAUGAAUCUGGCCCAUCCAUCGUCCACAGGAAGUGCUUCUAAGUUCAAUAUGGUGGCUUGAAUGGUGAGUUAUUUCCUUUAGUUGGCUUUUUUGUGUCAUGUGUAAUGUGAACUCUUUCGGUUGAGCACGGAUACGGGUCACGGAAGGAGGGUUAUAUUCCGAGGUCAUUCAUAUGCCAUCGUCGCUUUACCAACCGCUGUGAGUUUGAGAUUCGUAAUACUACUGCGUGUUGGAGGGUUAAAAAGUAAUUGAUCCUCUGGAUGUGAAAUGUGUUUUAUGUUGGUUGUUUGGUGGGGAAAAAGAAUUUUCCUUCCAAAAUCUCCCUCCCUGCAACCAUGUCUUUUUUAUUAGGAGAUGAUUGUGAUGUUUUUUUCUUUUAUUUUUAUUUUCAUUUUUUUUUGUUUCCUCUUCUCUUUUUCUCCUAUUUUCUAUUCCAAGUUUUUUGUUUUUUCGGGAACAUUAAUGUUAAUAGUUAUUGUAUCACAAAUAUUAGUCAGUUUGCUCCUUGCGGUCA
Momordica charantia (bitter melon) is the source of this 1753-nucleotide messenger RNA. Its product is annotated as actin-7. The record is from RefSeq and is a predicted model, not a curated record. Lineage: Eukaryota; Viridiplantae; Streptophyta; Magnoliopsida; Cucurbitales; Cucurbitaceae.